UUGGUGCCUGCUUUUGAGUGCUUUCAGAAUUGUUCACCUUUCUCUUUCUUCUCGUCCCAUUUAUCACAACCUAUCUGCACCACACAGAAACUACUACUGCGCGUAGUAAAGAUUCAAGCUUUCGACAUUCUUGCACCUUGAUCUGUGCUUUUGGCGGAGUAUAAUAUUUUUUCAUAGACUAAAAACAAGAAAGAUAAGCUGGAAUGUAUAAUUGACCAUUAUGCGGUGGCUGAGCUUGUCGAUUGAUGUGUUCCGUUUUGUUAUCCCCUUGAAUUUGUAUUGCAGAGUUAUUCUAUAAAUUCACAUCCUCUCAUUGAACUACACCCUUUGUAUUUCGCAAUCUUUUUGAGUCGAAAUCCAUGGGAUCCAAUCACUUCCCCUCAUGUGUCUGUUUCUUUUAUAUUCUAUAAAUUUGGCCAACAGUUUCUCAAUUUAGUCUUCCACUUUCUCGAUUUUGGCUAGCUUUUCAUUUCUCGACUAAUUAGUUCUUUUAUACUGGAAUUUGUCUUUCAGAUUUUGUUCUCUUUUUCAUUUAUUUAGCUUGGAUUAAACGAACGUUCUAAUUUUCAUUCUGAAAGUACUCUAAAAAAGUCGAGAGUAGUUAUGGUGUGCCAAGCAGCGAGCCAGACGAGGUUCAGGGCACUUAAACAUGAGAAUGGGAUUUCUGGAAAAACAACCAUUAUUGUUAGAGUUAUAGAAUGCUUUCAACAUCUACAGAACUGCCAGGCUGAAUAUUUCCGCCACUUGCUGAAACCCGUCACCAAUCCUAUCGGCAGACUAACUAAGAUCAUUGCUUUUUUCGGCUGGAUGUUUACAGCUAAGGACUCUCAAACAUUUCGGCAGUUAUCUGCUCCUAAAUUACCCGAUCUUGAUCGAAUGGCACAUGUUGCAUUUCAUGAACAGACUAAUUCUUAUUUACAAGCCGGUGAGUUUUUCAAAUUCCCACCUCAGCAUUGGAAUAUUACCUACCCUGCUGAAAAACCCGGCUUCAGAAAUUCCCAAAAUGCCCUUCCACAUGGGCUCGGGAUUCCGGAGAAGCCAGUAAUCACACUACUUAUUUUUUUAGCCCUUCCAUUUAUUCCCCGCCAAAUACCGUUACGGUUACUUGACGGUGGGUACAAGAAAUUAUCAUCAUCAUUGGUGAAUUCGGAAAGUUUCGAAAAUGGGGAUGUUAGCUCGUGCAAUUACGAGAAUGAUUUUAAUUCGAGUAAGAGGGACAAAAAGGUAAAGAUACGCGAAACGUUGAAAAUUCUUGGAAGUCUUGUUCCGGGAUUGGAAAGUAAUAAAGACCCGGCCACCAUAAUCGAGAAGGCCAUUGUUUAUUUGGAAUCAAUGAAAACCGAAGUUGAAGCUCUCGGGCUCACGUGCACCGGGAGCGGAUUAUCCACUCACUCUUGA
Messenger RNA from Striga asiatica, 1398 nucleotides. Lineage: Eukaryota; Viridiplantae; Streptophyta; Magnoliopsida; Lamiales; Orobanchaceae. The record is from the annotation of a GenBank genome assembly.